Molecule: messenger RNA, 2569 nt
Organism: Carassius auratus (goldfish)
Lineage: Eukaryota; Metazoa; Chordata; Actinopteri; Cypriniformes; Cyprinidae
Product: neuronal PAS domain-containing protein 4B-like
Exons: 8
Coding region: 65-2482 (805 amino acids)
Biological process (GO): regulation of transcription by RNA polymerase II
Molecular function (GO): RNA polymerase II transcription regulatory region sequence-specific DNA binding; protein dimerization activity; DNA-binding transcription factor activity, RNA polymerase II-specific
Source: RefSeq, a predicted model, not a curated record
UUCACCGCAGGCAGUUUUUACCCAGAUUAUUCGUCUUUUCCAACGAUUCUUUGGACACGAGAAAAUGUAUCGGUCCACUAAAGGAGCAUCAAAGGCUCGGAGGGAUCAAAUCAACGCAGAAAUUCGCAACCUGAAAGAUCUUCUGCCCAUCUCCGAUGCCGACAAAGCUCGUCUUUCCUAUCUUCACAUCAUGUCCCUAGCCUGCAUUUACACAAGAAAGUCCGUCUUUUUCUCUCAAGUGUCAGCAGGUCAUGACGUGAGCGGGAGCAUCCUGUCUUUGCCAGAACUCUCGGAUCUGCUACACACACUACCAGGGUUUCUCCUAGUGCUGACGAGUGAAGGAAAACUCCUGCAUCUAUCGGACAAUGUCGCAGAGCACCUUGGCCAUUCCAUGGUGGAUCUAGUGGCUCAAAGUGACAGCGUGUAUGAUAUUAUAGACCCAGCCGACCACUUCAUCAUGAGGGGUAACCUUGUGCCAAUCACCACUCCUGACACAGACCGUCUCUUUCGCUGCCGCUUCAGCACUUCGAAGUUUGUACGGCGGCAGGGAUCAGGGAACAAACUGAUGUUGGUUCGGGCACGCUGUCUGCCACCUCCAUACCACGCAUCCGUCUACUGGACCUCCAAUUCAGUGUGGGUGUGUUUUUGCUCCCCACUGGAGUCCAACGUCCCCCAGGUUUCCUCAGCUAGGAAUCCUCUCCCCACCCCUCCUGCGGAGCAGUCUUUCCUCCUGGCCUGUUUCCAGUCUCAACAUAGCCGGGACAUGAGAAUCCAUGCUGCUCAGGACAGUGUAUCUGUAUACCUUGGCUAUGACAUAGAGACUCUGCGCUCUUGCUCAUGGUACAGUCUGAUUCAUCCUCGUGAUCUGUCUCACGCCUCUGCACAACACUGCGCCCUGUUACAUGAAGGUGGAGAGAGGCAGGUGGAGAUGGUGGUCCAGGUUGAGGCAGCAGAUCACUCCUGGGUCUGGCUUUACAUUGUUCUUCAGUUGGAGACUGGAGAAUAUCCCAUCAACAGCCACAACUACGUCAUAAGUGAGUCUGAAGCCUGGUCGGUGCGUCAGCAGUUGUAUUCAGAGCAGAACCAGCUGGCUCUCCUGUACCAGGAGGCACGCCAGAGCUCUGACCCCCUGUCCAGCCCAGACCAGGUCUUCACACCCAGCAGCAGUGGCCUGUCCUCCCAGUCCUUCGACUUCAGCUUCACCACUUCUGGCCGGAGCUCCUCGGAAGAGCUCCCUAGUAGCUCUGGCCCAACCAGCAUGGCACUCGACCCCCUUCAGGGCUUUUCUCAGGAUGAAGAGAGCCAUCCACAACCACAACUGCAUGGCAGUCACCAGAUGUGGAGAUCAGCCAUGACCGUUUCUGCUGAACAUCUGAGCAGCAUUAAUGUCCCAAGUCUUUCUACAGUUCCGCAAACCCAUAUUGCCCCUCCGCCCCUUCCACCAUACAAAGCUCCUCCUAAGCGCCAAAACUCAGAGGAGUUUAUUUGCACACCUCCUUACACCCCAAGACUCGGAGGGGGGAGUUUUAUGUUUGGUGAUGAAACCUUCAAAUCAGACCAAAGCAAUGUAGUCAAAAUGAGGCAGUCUAUAACCUCAGCACCCCUUUCCGCAAGCAUCUGCCCCACUCAACACUGCCGCAAACGUCUAUAUGAAACACUACCACCUACUCCAGACAGCCCCGGCAGUGAUGAAUGCAUUCUCAUGGCGCUGCCGGAGAUCAGAGGACCUCUGUACAUAGACGUCCCUCAUUUCCCAUUCCACAGUCCACCCGAAGGCCUUUUAACCCCCGAGGCCUCGCCCACCAAAAAGCCCUGUUUGAGUUUCUUCCCUCGUGAAGACGAUACCGAAAGAGAGCAAAGGGAGAUCUCACUCCUGGCUCAGUAUAUUAGCACUUUAGCUGAAGGUUUCUGUCACAGCCACCCACAAAACACAUUGGCUCCCCCUCAUCACGCAUCAUUUGAAGGCCCAAACUCCUCACUGGCUCACAUUGAUGUCUUUAUGUUUGAGGAGAAAGCAGUCGAUGGCAUCCCUCUUCCAAAUCUGCCAUCCACCUCCGCCACACCUCCCUCGCCUUACUCAUCAGAGCCGUCCUAUCCCCAGCACUCCCCGAGCCGCAGCUCCUCUGUCCACACGCAGGAGGAGGCGAGGACUCUGUAUGGUGUACACCACCUCUGUAGCGUCCAGUCGGCGCACCGUAAUCGUAUGGCCGGGGGUGGGCCGCAGGAAGCCGAGAGACCCGACGAGGAUGUGGAGAUGAUGUCCUCCCCAGGGUCCACCGCAGCUCCAGCACUUCCUGCCCUCACUCCUGCUCUGCCUUGUUCCCAGUCCCUCCUAGAGGAGCUGGUCACUAUGGAACCUGUGUUUGGGGCAGCCGCCCUGAUAACUCCUGCCGAGAGGCAACAAGAUGAGUUGUAUCAACUCCCUCAUCAAGGCGGACAACAGAUCUUCUACCAAGAUGGAACCAGUGAUCACAUGUUUUAACAUAAGUCUGUGACUUAAUCAAUGAAGUAUGGCAUAUUGUCAUCUUUUACUAAGCUAUAUUUCUGGGAUAAUGUGGUAGAGUCAAAU